This is a messenger RNA of Penicillium maclennaniae, 3159 nucleotides long. Its product is annotated as GAG-pre-integrase domain-containing protein. The record is from RefSeq and is a predicted model, not a curated record. Lineage: Eukaryota; Fungi; Ascomycota; Eurotiomycetes; Eurotiales; Aspergillaceae. The coding region runs from base 1 to 3159 and encodes 1052 amino acids. The transcript has a single exon. Gene Ontology annotation, biological process: DNA integration. Gene Ontology annotation, molecular function: nucleic acid binding.
AUGUCUGAUAUAAGCAAGAUAGGUAUUACCUUGUCUGAGUCAUCAGACUGGUAUCUCUGGAUUGGUCAAAUUAAGUCUUAUGCUAUUGCAAAAGGCGUAUGGGACUAUAUUGACCCCGAUAAUCCAAUAAAGAGGGAUAUUCCUUCUUAUCCUAUUCGUCCUAGGGUUACUGAUAUUAACCCUAAAGCCCUUACCGAUGAAGACCUAACUACCUCUGAGCGAGAAAGGUGGAGAGACAGACGAAGAGACUAUGAGCUUGACCUUCGCGAAUAUGACCGUAUUUCGGGUGCUAUCUCUCAGAUCUACCUUAUCGUCCAAUCAUCGAUCUCCUAUUCAAGCAAGCUUAUCAUUCAGCACCUACCGACGGUCUAUGAAGCCUUACAAACCCUUCAAAAGCGCUAUGCACCAACCACUGAAGCCCGAAAGCGGUCGGUCAUCAAGAAAUACCAUCAAAUGCGCCGAAUCCCGCAUUCUUUGACCAUAGAUGCAUGGAUUUCGCAAUGCGAGAACACCUACGUAGAGGCUGUCCAAUUAGGCAUUGGUGAAGUCCAAUCAAAGACUAGACCACUUUUGGACUUCCUAGAUGGCCUAGCCUCUAUGUCUCCCUCCUUCGCCGAAUACUGGCAUAAUGAGAUCAACCGGCUUGAAUCUAUAGGCCAGAUAGACUCUAUAGACUUCUUUACCUUGACAAAGAGGUAUAGGGAUUCUAUUAGGCUUAUACCGCCUAAACGACCUUCUAAUGUCCAUGCAACCUUCCGUGGACAAGCAGAUAAGGGCCAGGGCAAGAAGACUAAGAAGCCCUGUCCAUGCCAAGGGGGCGCCUAUGAUGGAUACCACACAUUCAGUGAUUGUCCUUAUAUCAACCCCUCUAUUAGGCCAGAAGGUUGGAAACCAGACCAAACCGUCCUUGACCGCUUUAAACAAGCAUGCACCCAUUCAGGCUUUAAACAAGCCUACGACAAUGCUAUCAAAAAGCAUCAAGGUCAGCAGGGCCAGUCCGACACUCAUAUGGGUAUGGUUACCUGCCUAGCUUCUAGGCAUACACGGCCUAAUGUGUGGGCAUAUGACUCGGCCGCAGACACCCAUGUCUGCAAUGAUCGUUCCCAAUUCGUCACCUUUUCGCCCUAUGAAGGAGACCUCUUAGUCGGCGACACAAAAGCCACUAUAAAAGGGAAGGGCUUAGUCUAUUUACGCUUCCAAAACACCACUUUUGACCUCUAUGAAACCUUAUAUGUUCCACGCUUCCAUUUGAACAUCCUAUCAGCAAAGAGGGCCAAGAAAGGGGGUGUUUACCAUAAUCAGAGGCUUAAUAGGCUUGAAACAGAAGAUGGGACGCCUAUUUGCAAGACUUCGGAUGACACAGGCAUCACCCUUAUUCUAGGGUAUCAGAACAAGUCUAUGUAUGAGGAUCAGACCUCCCCCGACUCCCCUUUGCUUCCACCUCAGACAGCCUUCAACACCACUAUGAAGCCUAUACAGCCUAUACAGGAGGAAUCUGACCCUGAAGACGACAUCUACGAGCCUAUGGCCCUAGCAUCAUCCUACGACUCGCCUAUCCUUAAAGGCUCAGACAGCCUAUGGCAUCAGCGUCUAGGGCAUCCUAGCCUCGAUACGGUUAAGCAUCUCGAAGCCUCUACCACGGGGGUGGUUAUAGACCAUUUUUCGGCCGAAAAACAACCUUGCGAGACAUGCCUUAUCUCUAAGGCUCAAAGACAGGUGUCUAGACGACCUAUGCAUAUUGGAGACCAACCGUUCGAAACCUUGCAUUGGGACCUUAUUCAUUUAGGCCCUGGAAUCAACAAUAUCCUCUAUGCAAGCCAUGCGUAUUGUCCAGUGACGAAAUACCACCUAUUGGUCACCAUUGCACGGAAACACCUGAUCCAAUUAUCAUUGCAGCAAAUGAUUGAUUUCGUCCUUACCCAAUUCGGCAUUCGCAUCAAACGCAUCCACCUAGACGGGGACCGCAAUAUCCACCAGGAUAGGCUUCGAACUCAAGGAAUUGAGGUCAUUACCUCACCGCCCUACCAACCAGAGCAAAACCCCUUUUCAGAAAGGUCUGGUGCGGUCAUUAUCUCAAGGGCUAGGGCUAUGAUUAUUCAGGCAUCCUUACCUGAAUAUCUAUGGCCUGAAGCAGUCCAAGCCGCGGUCUAUGUGCUUAAUCAAACCCCGAACAAACAACUAGGAUGGAAGACACCCUAUCAGGCCUUAUUUGAUAGCCUAGACCCCAAACCAGGCUAUAUGAAACCAAAGCCUGAUUUAUCGAAUCUACGGGUCUAUGGCUGCAAAGCCUUCGUGAGGAUCAAUAAUAUCCCUCGUCUCGCAAAGAUGAAGCCUAGAGCAAUGAUAGGCUACCUUGUCGGCUUCAAAGCAUCCAAUAUAUGGAGAAUCUGGGUGCCUAAGGCCCAUAAGGUCAUUAAUGCAAGAGACUGUGUAUUCGAUGAGGCUAGCUUCUACCAACCAAAUACGGCGUACGAUGUGAUAGACGACCAAUCAAAAGAAGCUAUCGAGCCUUUGUCGAUACCAGAAUUCAACCUAGUCAUCACCAAGGCUAGUAUUGAUGAGCCUCUCGAUGAUCCAUUGACGAUACGGCCUUUACCGGACGAAACAGACCAAUUAUCCGAUAACGACACCGAUAAAGAUAACAAUGAGGAUAUAGACUACCAAGACCAAAUCCUCGGCGACCUACCGCCUUCCCCGGAGGAAUCAGAAGGAGAAGAAGAAGUAAGGCAAAACCAAUGCGAAAGUGAGGAUAACCUUACUCUAAACGGCACCGAAAACACACCUUAUUCGGGCGAUUUUAGAGUAAAUGACCCUUCACUUCAUCCUCACUCAGAAGUCGAAAACGCCUCACCUCCCUCUGAACCUUCUUUAUUGUCCCGAAUCACUAUUCCGGCCGAAGACCUUACCCCGGAUGCACGUGUUUCCGACCAAUCACCUGACUUUAUGGUCUUAAUUGAUAACUCUUCCUAUGACGAGGAAAUGUUGAAUCAAUAUGACCACCCCAAACGGGACAGAUCUCCCUCGCCUGAUUCUUCAAAUAAGCGGCAAGCCUUCGCUUCCUUCUAUAAUGCAUUCUCUGCGGCAAUAAAGGAUCAGCCUAAGAAGGUGCAUCAAGAUGACCUUCCCCCUCCCCCCGGAAUCAUGGGAAGAAAUGCUUAA